AUGGAGCGCGGUCAAGCAGAUGGCGUUGCCUUGGGAGCCAGCUUGGAUGCAGACGACCGGCAGAAGCUGAUGGACGACAUGCAAGAAGUCAGUGCAGCACUGGCACGCAUGGCCCGUGAGACGAGUCCAGGUCCUGCGGCGGCAGGCCAAGAGGCUGGUAUUGGUCCAGUCCCGGAGGAGCUAGAGGGGGCUGGUCAAGAAGCGGAAGCACCCGCAGAGUAG
Symbiodinium sp. CCMP2456 is the source of this 222-nucleotide messenger RNA. NCBI's taxonomy places the organism in Eukaryota, Dinophyceae, Suessiales, Symbiodiniaceae. The record is from the annotation of a GenBank genome assembly.